Molecule: messenger RNA, 805 nt
Organism: Glycine soja
Lineage: Eukaryota; Viridiplantae; Streptophyta; Magnoliopsida; Fabales; Fabaceae
Product: non-specific lipid-transfer protein-like protein At2g13820
Exons: 3
Coding region: 102-611 (169 amino acids)
Biological process (GO): lipid transport
Molecular function (GO): lipid binding
Source: RefSeq, a predicted model, not a curated record
AUUCUUUAAUCCCUAUAAAAGCCCGUCCUUUCCAAACCGUUAUACCAAACACAGCUAGCUAAUUAGUCACAUAUAGACGAUAUCUUGUUCGAAUUAUUGGAAUGGCAGCACAAGGGAAAAUGGAGAUGGGUGUGGUUUUGGUGGUAAUGAUCAUUAGCAUGAUGUGUGUAGGGGCUAAGGCACAACAAUCAAGUUGCACAAGUGCGUUGGUGAACCUGUCACCGUGCCUAAACUUCAUAACGGGGAACUCCUCCACCCCUUCUUCUGGGUGCUGCACACAGCUUUCCAGUGUUGUCAGGUCACAACCACAGUGCCUGUGCCAGGUUCUUAACGGGGGAGGAUCUUCAUUGGGAGUUACAAUCAACCAAACCCAGGCCCUGGCUUUGCCUGGGGCUUGCAAUGUGCGGACCCCACCCAUCACUCAGUGCAAUGCUGCUUCACCAGUGGGAUCUCCUUCUCCUAAUUCGGAUCCAUCAGGAACCGGAUCCACAAACGUGCCAACCACAGAUAAUGGCUCCUCUAGUGCAACUUCCGUCAAGUUAUCGAUUCCUCUGAUGUUUUUUGUUCUUGCAGCAACAUAUGCUCCAACAUUCGGAACACUGAUUCUUUAGUACGUUGGCCUCCCAUUAAGAAUUAUAUAUAUAUAUAUAUAUAUAUAUAUAUAUAUAUAUAUAUUUGUUAUUCAUGAUUGUCGUUUUAUAUAUGUUAUUCAUAUUUGUGAUCUGUCUAUGGUUACAUAAAUUUGUAUUGUGGAGAGAUAUUACUCCCCCUUCACUAAUAAAUAUGGAUUGUACUUUGUUUUUUA